AUGGACCUGAGGCAGACCUACCCACUGUUCCUUGUAAUUCUGGGUAGUAACAGGUACCAGGAAUGCACGUGGGUGGAACACAAUGACAAAGAACUGGAAUGCAAGCUGGAGCAGCAGGUGGUGGAGCUGGAGGAGGAGAACCAGAAGCUGCUGGUGAAAAACCAGCUCCUGCGGGAGAAGACGUGUGACCUCGCUCUGGAGAACCAGGAGCUUCGCCGCCGCCUGGGCCUAGACGCUCUGAAGACGGAGGAGGAGAGCGAGUCCAAGGUUGUGACGGAAUCGCAGGUGGAUGAGAUUAGGUUGGUGACCGGGUCCGCUGAGUCCGCAGCACUCAGACUACGUGUUCCUGCAGCAGGUGCAGGCCCAGCAGUCACCAUUUCUGAUAACUUCCACAUGGAUUCUGAUGGCAGUGACUCUUCAGACUCAGAGUCUGAUCUCCUAUUGGGCUUUCUGGACAGUCUGGACCCAGAGAUGUUUCUCAAAUAUGCUGAUUCAGAGUCAGCAUGCCUGGAAAAGCUGGAGGAAGAGAUCUGUGGAGAAACAAAUUCCAUACCAGCCUCCCCCUCUCCCUCUUUGGGGUCCCCAUCAGCUAAGCUGGAGGCCAUUAAUGAACUGAUAAGGUUUGAUCAUGUGUACACAAAGCCCCUAAUACUGGAGAUUCCUGUUAAAAUGGGCAACCAAACCAAUACGCUAGUGAAAAUUGAGGAAUUAUCUCUCUCUCCAUCUGAAGACAAAGCUAUCCCUGAGGUCCCAGUAUCUGUGAAAGAAGAACCUGUAGACAGCUUCGUGCCUGAACUGGGCAUCUCUCAUCUGCUUUCCUCUCAUCGUAGCCUUGCAGCCUCAAGCUAUCUGUUGGAUGCCUGUAGUGACUCUGGAUAUGAAGGAUCCCUGUCGCCCUUCAGUGACAUGUCCUCUCCGCUUGACAUUGACCAUGCUUGGGAGGAUAGCUUU
Messenger RNA from Pygoscelis adeliae (Adelie penguin), 951 nucleotides. RefSeq names its product X-box binding protein 1 (gene XBP1). The record is from RefSeq and is a predicted model, not a curated record. Lineage: Eukaryota; Metazoa; Chordata; Aves; Sphenisciformes; Spheniscidae. Gene Ontology annotation, cellular component: nucleus. Gene Ontology annotation, molecular function: RNA polymerase II transcription regulatory region sequence-specific DNA binding; DNA-binding transcription factor activity, RNA polymerase II-specific.